UUAUUGCGAACACACAGAUCUAGAGAUUCUAGACCUUUAGAUUUGUAGAAUCAAGAAAUAGACUUAGGACUAGACUACUGUUGUAUAGAUUUCAAUUUUCUGGUUGAUCCCCCGAAUUUUCAAUUGUUCAUUAGCAUUAAGGGUAACUGAACGAUACUGCAGCAUACUCAACAACUCAAUAUGUCAAGCCCACAAGACAUCCCACAGACUCAAGCAUUAAACAGUGCCCAAAUAUCAGAAUCUCCUGGACGGAGGUUUUUGAUUCCUAGCCCCAUUCCAACUAGACGAACUCGCACUAAAUCUAUGUCAGAGCGUGCAGCUGAAGGACCAACUCACAAAGGUGUCGUUAAAAGUUUCUGCAGACAAAGAGGCCAUGGGUUCAUUCAUCAAGAAGAUGGUAGCAAGGAGGAUAUUUUUGUUCACAUUUCUGACAUUGAAGGUGAAUGGGUCCCUAAAGAAGGUGACCAUGUGACAUUCAAGACAGUUUGUAUCCCACCUAGAAAUGAAAAACUGCAAGCAGUCCAUGUAGUAAUAACACAUUUGAAGCCAGAAGUGGUACAUGAGAGAUGGGACUCACCUGUUCCCACCACACCUGAGAAGUCAUCCGAUUAGAAAUGUAAUACUCAUUCUAUUGUAUGUUCAUUUAUGUAAACCAGAGAAUAUUGAAAAAAAAUCCAGUUUUUUCAUUGAUAUGUACUUUAAUCAAGCUCCACUUUUUGGAAGCUGAAGUCAAUUUAUAAAAAUAACUACAGUUACAAAAGAGGUUUUUACAGUUUUAGAAAAGUGUAAGUUAAGCUCAUGUUAUUCAUUUUUUUCUAUUUCUUCAUGUUGGAUUCUGCUCAAUGAUAACCAAAUAAACCUAAUUAUAAGAAUAUAUUGUGAAAAAAGUUAUAUGCCCAAUAAUUAUAAAAGUUAACUCUUUCUAACUGUAAGUCUGUUCAUGCAAUAAUCCAAGACAUUUAUUUCUUUUUUUCAUGCAACUUAAAGCAAUCUUAAAAGUGUUUUUAUCAAAAUAAAUCUUUAAAAAUUAGCAUCAUAUGAUCAAGAAUGGAGUGAAUUUUUAUGAUGGAUUUGUAUCCUCUGGUGAAAUUGGUGUCAUAAAAAUUGUAAUUGACCACAGUAAAGAAUGUUAUGAAAUGUUACCUUCUGUUCUGAUUUAGGGGCUGCUUGAGACGUGGGAUGAUUGUAAAAGAUACUUUGUCUACACAUGUAAAUUGAUUACUGGUAUUUGUUAAAAUUGAUUUUAUAGUAUUUGACAGCACUCUUAAGAUAAUUCAGAUUAUUCUAAAAGAUUUUUUUAGGUUUUGUAAAAUUUGUAUUUUAAAUGAAGGAAGUAAGAAUUUUUGUUUUACACCUAUUUUCCUUAUUGUAUUGGAAGAUUAAUCCUAAUAAAUUUUACUUUGUUCUAUGAAUUAAAAUUUUAAUGAAUCUAAAAAUAUUUUGCCUUAUAAAUACUAACUAUAUGCCUUUAUACUGUACAAGUCAUAAGUUUAAAACAAUGUACAUUGUUGUGUUUAAACAAAGCUAAACAGGUGUUUUACUUCCAUCUUUAAUUAAGAUUGUUAUUUGAGUGGACUAUGCUAAUCGUAUUUUAAUCUUGUGAUUGUAUUGUGUGUAAUGACAGAUUAUCCAUUUCAUACCAAUAAAUUUCUCCUCUUAAUGCAUUUACUGUUGAUUUUUUUUUUUUUAUAUUAGUAGGCAUACUUGUUCAAAUUUCAUGUUCUUGGUUGUUUUUUUUUUUUAAGAAAAAUAAAAUUUUAAAAUUUGAUUAUUGUUGCUUGUUAAUUUAUGCAAUACAUUUGCAAACUCUUCAAAAACUAUUCAAGUUAUUAUAAAAAAUGUCUAAAAAGUAAAAGAAAGACUUUUAAUAAAAAUUGUUUUGACCAACUAAAAAAUAAAGUGCCUGUGCAGUGAUAUUAAAUUUAAAACAUUGUGUAUUGCCGAACAGCUUUUAAUUAAAAAAUUUACCGAUGAAAUUUAAAUGUUCAUAUGUUAGGGUAUUGUUGAUUUAAAAAAUGGUUACUCCUCUAAACAAAUAUUGCAGUGACAUUACUAUUCAACCACCAAAUGUUUUAAUAAACCUUGAUUUACUGUACAGUAACUUGAUUCUUUUUUUACUGCUGUUCUUGCCAUCAGUUGGUCAUUCAAUUUUUAAUAGUAAUUUUGUCAAUAUUUACAAUCUAGGCUACCUUAUUGCAUGUGCUAACAUUUUGUAAUUAAUCAGCUGACAUUGUAAAAUUUAGUGAAUGUUUAUAUUUAGUACUUAGGAGUUAAAAUUUUUGUUAUAUAAAUUUUAUGCUAUAUAUCCUUUAAACAAAGGCUUUUUGAUUUAUAAAACCACUAAAUAAAAUUUUCUUUAUAUUAUA
This is a messenger RNA of Physella acuta, 2366 nucleotides long. RefSeq names its product calcium-regulated heat-stable protein 1. Gene Ontology annotation, molecular function: mRNA 3'-UTR binding. Gene Ontology annotation, biological process: regulation of mRNA stability. The record is from RefSeq and is a predicted model, not a curated record. NCBI's taxonomy places the organism in Eukaryota, Metazoa, Mollusca, Gastropoda, Physidae. Gene Ontology annotation, cellular component: cytoplasm.